Messenger RNA from Megachile rotundata (alfalfa leafcutting bee), 432 nucleotides. RefSeq lists its product as uncharacterized. The record is from RefSeq and is a predicted model, not a curated record. Lineage: Eukaryota; Metazoa; Arthropoda; Insecta; Hymenoptera; Megachilidae.
AUGCAAAAAACAACAGCGAAAACGGAGCAAGAUUACCUGAAGAAUGUGGAACUCAGUGUUCAGCUGAAUCGUUGGAUACUGAAACCAAUAGCCGCGUGGCCGGAAUCGAGCAUCGUUUCGCCGGUCAAGAAAUACCUCGGCUGGUUCGUACACAUCAUCUGCUAUUCCCUGCUUAAUUUCCUCUUCGUCCCUUGCUUCAUGUACCUGAUCCUCGAAGUGAGUGACACCUACAACAGGAUCAAGUUGGUCGCGCCUCUCAGCUUUUUCAUCAUGUCGUACUCGAAGUACACUUUACUACUACUGCACAAGAAUGACGUCCUGAGGUGCGUGAAACAGAUCGAGUGGGACUGGAAGAACAUGAAGCACCUGGAGGAGAAGAGGAUCAUGGUGAUGAAUGCGAACUAUGCCCGAAAUCGCGCGCGGGAGGAUUGA